AUGCGAAAAGUUGUUCUAGCCUGGAUCGAAAAACUAUACGAACCGAUUCUUUACUUAUGGCUGCAUGUAAAAGUCUAAUUGAUUGGGUUCAACUACAUGUGAUUGGGUUCAUACUAAUCAAUUGACUACUACUACUACUGAUUGGGUUCAAGAACUACUGACAACAAACUAAGAGGACAAGAGGAAGAGUAUAGACAACCGAUUUAGCACUAUCAGUUAUUUGUGGAAGUCUAGAGACAUCAUCUCAUUGUUGAUGUCUAACUUCUCUAAUGUAAGAACUCCCGACCACACGCGGAUACGAUUUUCUACGAGCAGGACUUAUUGAUAUGGGUAAAAAUGGAGGUCGAGGUAUUGAAGGUUCUGGCACGACAACAAUAAAUACCGAUCGCCG
Amoebophrya sp. A25 is the source of this 391-nucleotide messenger RNA. NCBI's taxonomy places the organism in Eukaryota, Dinophyceae, Syndiniales, Amoebophryaceae. The record is from the annotation of a GenBank genome assembly.